This is a messenger RNA of Racocetra fulgida, 868 nucleotides long. NCBI's taxonomy places the organism in Eukaryota, Fungi, Glomeromycota, Glomeromycetes, Diversisporales, Gigasporaceae. The record is from the annotation of a GenBank genome assembly.
AGUCGAAGACGAUGCAAGAACGCGUUUAUAUACUAACGUAUUAUUUCCUGUCGAAGGGUUAUUGCCACAAGGAUUAUUCUGUGCAACACCUGCCGGAUUCUUGGGUGUCUCUGACUAUGUUUUAUGCACCAAUAAUUAUACAGUGGCCAAGAUGCCGGUGGAAAUGAAAACGCGUCACAAUCUUGAUUUACGCGGUUAUAAUUUCUGGGAUAUUUAUCGAUAUAACGACCGGCGUGGAAUUAUGGAUCCAAAUUUUAAAUUCAAUAAAAGGAUCCUAUCGCAGAUAUUUGGUGAAAUGGCCUAUAAUGGUCUCCAUUAUGGUAUUUUAUCAAAUUAUAGCGAUACGUACUUUCUUAAGCGACUAGAAACAUCACCAACCACCCUUUAUGUUACUCGUGUUGUUCGACCCACUGAUACUGUUCCAACUUUACGCGAAUGCGUUUACUAUAUCAGCCAACUUGCCAUUAAUGAUAUUGUUGGUAAUAGAUUAGAACAUAGCACGUUUGACAAUUUUGAAACAAUUGCAAGCUCAUCAAAGAGAAUUAUUACUGUAGGUGAUUACAUAGGUGGUGGGUCAUUCGGAAAAGUUUUUUCUGGAUGUUAUGACAAUCAUGAUGUGGCAUGGAAGACUUGUGAUGUAUAUAAGCAACAAAAGGAGAUGAAAACGCUUAAACAUGAAGCUCAUAUAUAUUCUAUUUUAAAAGAAUGUCAAGGUCGUGAUAUUCCACGUUUGUUCUACAAUGGUUACAUUUAUAACGGAUAUAUUUUUGCGUUAGCGUUACAAUUAAUUGAGGACCCCCAUCAUAUUGACCCGUCAAGACUUACAAAAAAGGAAAAAGAAUUAAUAGUCAAUCAACUCAAUCGCUGA